Messenger RNA from Aspergillus terreus NIH2624, 3729 nucleotides. Its product is annotated as anaphase promoting complex subunit 2. Gene Ontology annotation, molecular function: ubiquitin protein ligase binding. The transcript is spliced from 3 exons. Bases 1 to 3729 code for a protein of 1242 amino acids. Lineage: Eukaryota; Fungi; Ascomycota; Eurotiomycetes; Eurotiales; Aspergillaceae. The record is from RefSeq and is a predicted model, not a curated record. Gene Ontology annotation, biological process: ubiquitin-dependent protein catabolic process. Gene Ontology annotation, cellular component: anaphase-promoting complex.
AUGCCAAUUCUUUGCUGCUCCACCAGCCGCCGGUUGUUCCACAAUAUUUCUUGCCCAGCGCAAUGUAUCAUCCCCACAAGUGAUCCGGAUGCCUACGAGCUUUACCCUGCGUUUCGCUGGGUGUACAACAAGCUGAUGGUGGCCGAGCUGCAGGGGAUCAAAUGUGGGCCGCACGAAACCGAGCCAGAUCCUAGCCUGUACCCGAUCUUCAGCAAGCCUAUAUACAACCUUGGAGGCCUGAGCGCCGAAGCACGACAAAUCAAUACUCGGGAGGACUACUGGUGCUCUCAUACCCCCGGGCACAUGUGGUCAGCCUUGUUAUCUGGGGGACAUUAUAGCACCGACAUCGCCGUUGUUGAAGGAAACCCGGUCUGGUUCGGCCAUACACGAGGUGUAGCCGGUCCGGGGCAGACAUGGGAGUACUGGGAGAUCAAUGUCCUCGCAGACAUUCAUGUACAACAGAAUAUCACCGCCUUUAUACAGGCUCAUAUGGCUGAGUACACUGGGAUGGUAAACAUGGAAACAAUCGACGGGAUGAUAAUUGAGGUCCACCUGCGGUUCUCCCCACAGUGGCCGGAUAUAUAUGGUUCCUGGUUUCUCCCAUCGCUCGUGGAUCUAUAUUCUGGAAGAGGAUGGACCGGUCCCUCCUCCGCAAAGACGCGCGCGGGCUACAGCGUUCCUCUGUUCGACGACGAGAAAUACGCCCCGAUCUGCUCUCUGAUCAAACCCGAACAUCUGCAAGAGAUGGAGAGAGAAUUCGAUGUGAGCAGUAUUACACUUGGGUACGAUAUAGCAAUGCCGCUAAAGGGCCGGACUCGGCCAGCCGGUGGCUUCAGAAUCGCCUGGAUCAACGGGUUUGACUUGGAGAAGUGCAAGUUGGCACGGCGCAGGUUACAAAUUUGUAUCCAUAACCUAUUCGAUAUGGACGGGCGACCAGACAACCACCAUCAACAAAUAAACAAGCAACAACGACAACACCAUGUCCCCACGAUGACUUCUACCGAAUCGCCUGUUCUCCUCUCCCGGAGACACGUCUUCGACUCGGUCUUCUCUCCCACCUCGUCGCAUGUUUACCAGACGCGACCGCUGGCACUCGGUCCCGAGCAAGCCCAGUGGGAACGCGCAUGGCGUCUGGCGACCAGCUUCCUCUCGUUGCCAGAUACAGGCUUCAUCGCGCCGCAGUUCGCCCACGCCGACGACCCGCAGUUUCUGAAGUUGUCAAACCGCCAUCGCAGACCGUCGCAGGAGGUUCGCGAUGCCUUCCACUAUCUGACCCUGGCGUUGAGCCGCGGAGAGCCCACCCCGCGCAACCUCUUCGAUUGGUAUAGUUACGAGAUACGACGACAUUUUCUCAAGAACUUCCGAGCUGGACUAUAUACGCUCCUCGACUCCCGCGAGAGAGAUGGCCUGCUGCAGCAAAUCGUCCAUUCGCUCCAUCUUGCACGUCGGAUCUACUUCGUCCCCCUCCUUGACCACCUCCUCCCCCUGCUGGAACGCCCCGAACAAGAUAAGAUGCUCGCGAAGCUUCGACGCGGCUUCCACAUGAUGGUCGCCUACACCCUUCCGUGGCCGCAAGUCUCCGCCCUUCUCACACGCGAAAUCACCAAAGACGCCCUGAUCAUCCUCGGCAUCGAUACCCUGAACGAAGAAGAGGAUACCUACGAGGACGCCUCCAGCGUCGACAACAUGGAGGUCGACCGUCCGUAUUCCGUGUCGUAUCGCGACUGGCGCGACGAGCCCUCGGAAGAAGCCCGCGCGCAGUUGAUGGCCGGCGACGACGAUGCGCGAGUCAACGCGGCCCGCGAACGGCUACUGGGCAUGCUGGACGGUCUCCAACAGGUAGGCAUGGGCGGUGACAAGGCACAGAAGGUGUUUGCUGGCGUGAUGAACUCGCUCAUGACGGAGUUUGUUCGCGCGGCGUAUACCGCACAGUGGGAAGGUCCGUCGUGCGCGACACAGCAUCUCCGAUACUGGGUGGAAAACGUCUUUUCACGGCUGGUCGUGCAGGUCCUAGGCGUCAUCAACGGGUCGGAGAUCGGUCCGCGGGACCUGGAGACUCUCGACGUGCAGCUGAGCGAUGUCGAGAAAUGGAAGGAGAUUGGGAUCUCGCGGCUGGGGGCGCUGCGGACGGGCGAGCUGUUUGAUGUGAUUGUCGAGUGGCCCGCUAGUAGCGGUGCGAUUGAGGAUCUACGGCAGUUUACGACUCAUCCGGCGGCCCGCUUGCACCUGACGCAGUCAUUCAUUGCGGCAUUGAACCAGCGACUGUUGCACCCGGGCGCAUCGACGGUGGAGAUUCUACAGUUGUACAUUUCCAUCAUCCGCGCGUUCAACCUCCUAGACCCCAAGGGCGUCCUCCUCGAUCGCAUUGCCCGUCCCAUCCGCAGGUACCUGCGCGACCGCGACGAUACCGUCAAGGUGAUUGUCAGUGGGCUGCUGGCCGACCCUGCUGACGUGGAGGGAACUACGACUGGUACUGGAGACACGCUGGUGGAGCUGUCCGCCGAACUGACCAAGGCACACCACAGCUCUCUGCGCAACGAGGGCGGAGAGCUGGAUUGGGACGAUAUGAACUGGGUACCGGACCCCGUGGAUGCCGCGCCGGACUACCGCAAGUCGAAGAGCUCCGACGUGAUUGGCAGCCUGAUCAGCUUGUUCGAGUCCAAGGAGAUGUUUGUGAAGGAGAUGCAGACCAUGCUGGCCGAGCGACUGCUGCAGAAACGCGCUGACUUUGAUCAAGAGAUGUCGGUGUUGGAACUGCUGAAGCUGCGCUUUGGCGAUAACGCCCUGCAGGCCUGCGAAGUCAUGCUGCGCGACAUCUUCGACUCGCGACGGGUCGAUGCCGUGGUGCGCAACGACCAGGGCCUGGCUGGGAUCCGCGCUGCGACGCUCUUCCCCGUCACCCCCGACAACAACACGACCAGCAGACAGCCAGUUCCGCCGGACCUCCCUGAUCUGCACGCGAAAAUCCUGUCCCACUUCUUCUGGCCCGACCUGCAGGCCCCGCAGUUCAGGGUGCCCGAGCCCAUCGCGCAGCUGCAGGAGCGGUACGCGACCGGGUUCGCAUCCCUCAAACAAUCGCGCAAGCUCACCUGGCUCAACGGCAUCGGUCAGGUCACGGUGGAGCUGGACCUGGAGGACCGUCUGUUUGUGGACGAGGUGACGACCUGGCAAGCGACGGUGAUCCACGCCUUCGACAGCGACGAGGCCGACGGCGGCGUCAAGACAGUGGACCAGCUGUCCAGCGAACUGGGCAUGUCGGCGGCGCUGGUGCGCAGCGCGUGUCUGUUUUGGGUCAGCAAACGCAUCCUGGCCGAGGUGCAGCGGGACACGUUCCGGGUGCUGGAGGUGCUGCCCAGCGAGGACGAAGCGGCUGCAGGCUUCGGCGGUGCGGGCGUAUCAGACGUGGACGAUACGGGCGACGAUCAGGGCGUCGGCGCGGCGUCGGCUGAAUCCGCCCACGCGGCGGCGGACGCGGCGGCCGCAGCAGCGGCCAAGGAGUCGGCCGAGGCAGCCGCCAUGGAGAAGAUGAACCUGUACUGGCAGUUUAUCGUGGGGAUGUUGACGAAUCAAGGCGCGAUGCCGUUGCAGCGCAUUGUGAUGAUGCUGAAGAUCGCGGUGCCGGGCGGGUUUCCGUUCAGCAACGAGGAGCUGCGCGAGUUCCUGGCGGGCAUGGUGAGCAAGGGCAAGCUGGAGAUUGUCAGCGGGGGAAACUACAAGAUUGUUUCGUGA